Antechinus flavipes (yellow-footed antechinus) is the source of this 14108-nucleotide messenger RNA. It is a transcript of the gene TJP1, whose product is annotated as tight junction protein 1. Gene Ontology annotation, biological process: cell-cell junction organization; protein localization to cell-cell junction; cell-cell adhesion. The transcript has 28 exons. Gene Ontology annotation, cellular component: bicellular tight junction; plasma membrane. Gene Ontology annotation, molecular function: cell adhesion molecule binding. The record is from RefSeq and is a predicted model, not a curated record. Bases 7255 to 12579 code for a protein of 1774 amino acids. NCBI's taxonomy places the organism in Eukaryota, Metazoa, Chordata, Mammalia, Dasyuromorphia, Dasyuridae.
UUUACUUUUGCUUGUGGCCUUCUUGAGAGUCUUUUAAGCUGAAACUAAUUGUGAUGAAGCUAAAACUUCCAAAGGAACAUAUUUUUUUUAUUAUAGCUUUUUAUUUUCAAAAUGUAUACAUGAAUAAUUUUCAACAUUCACCCCUACAAAAUCUGGUGUUCUAAUUUUCUCCCCUUCCUUCCUCCCCCUCCCCCAGUCAGCAAGUGAUCCAAUAAUAUGUUAAACAUGCAAUUCCUCUAAACAUAUUUCCACAAAUAUCAUGCUGCACAAGAAAAAUCAGGUCCAUUAGGAGGGAAAAUUGAGAAAGAAAACAAAAUGCAAGCAAAUGACAAAAUGAGUGAAAAUACUAUGUCAGGUUCACAUUCAGUUCCCAUUGUUCUCUCUCUGGGUGUAGCUGCUUUCUUUGUCACAAGACCAUUAGAAGUGGUCUGAAUCUCCUCAUUGUUGAUGAGAGCCAUGUGUAUCAGAAUUGGUCAUUAUAUAAUCUUGCUGUUGCCUUGUAUAAUGAUUCUGGUCCUGCUCAUUUCAUUCAGCAUCAGUUCAUUGAGUCUAUCCAGGCCUCUCUGAAAUCAUCCUGCUGAUCAUUUCUUAUAGAACAAUAAUAUUCGAUAAUAUUCAUAUACCAUAACUUGUUCAGCCAUUCUCCAACUGAUGAGCAUCCAGUCAGUUUCCAGUUACUUGCCACUACAAAAAGGUCCACUACAAACACUUUGGCACACAAUUUCCCCUCCCUUAUGAUCUCUUUUACAAGAAACACUGCUGGAUCAAAGGGUAUGCACAGUUUGAUAGCUCUUUGGGCAUAAUUCCAAAUUGCUCUCUAGAGUGGUUGAAUCAGUUCACAAUUCCACCAAGAAUGUAUUAGUGUCCCAGUUUUCCCACAUUUCUUCUGACAUUUAUCCUCCUUUUCCUGUCAUGUUAGCCAAUUGGAGAGGCAUGUGGUGGUACCUCAGAAUUGUUUUAAUUUGCAUUUCUCUGAUCAAUAAUGAUUUAGAGCACCUUUUCAUAUGGCUAGAAAUAGUUUUAAUUUCUUCAUCUGAAAAUUGCCUGGAACAUAUAUUUUUCCAAGUCCUAUUAGAAUUGUCAUCUUUCUGAGUUAAAUGUAGCUACAGACACUAGCUGUUUGACCCUAGGCAAGUCACUUACUCCUAUUUGCCAUAGUUUUCUUAUCUGUAAAAUAAGCUACAGGAGGAAAUGCCAAAUUACUCCAGUAUCUUUGUCAAGCAAACCCCAAGUGGGGUCAUGAAGAGGUAGACGAAGCUGAAAGGACUGAACAACAUUAAAACUGUGGAUUUCAGCAGUUUGAACAAAAGCUAUAGCAAGUAGUAGAAGAAUAAAAUAACUAAAUUUUUUUUUUUUUUGCCCCAUAGGGCACUGAUGGGUUACAAAAUAUGAAUACAUAAAAUAAGACAAGACCCUCUCACUCUUAGAACUUACAGUCUCUUAUGUGAAUACAACACAUAUGUCAAUAAUCACAAGACAAACUAGAACAUAGCGAAUAUAUGAGGAAGCUAUAAACAUUGCUACCUGAGGAUUCAGAAAGGAAAGGUUAUUUCUCUGGGAAUAUAAAGGAAAGUUUUAGGGGAAAGUUGUCAUCAAUCUAAGUUUUGAGAAAUAGCUAGGGUUUCCACAAAUGGAGAUAAGAAACAUUGGUCACUUGAGAUUUUUCAAGCAAUCAGUCCAUCAACAUUAAGCACCUAUUAUGUGCUAGCAGGAUGAUGAUUUGUUAGGGAUGGUAUUAAAAGUAGUAUAUGGAAGAGAGUAUUAUGAGAUAACUGGAAAGUUAGGGAGGUGCUAGACUGGAGUUUGAACUUUAUUUGAUAGAUAAUAGGGAGUUAAUGAAGGAUUUUGAACUUAGAUAAGUAGGGUACAGGUAAUGGGAUAAGAUAAUAGGGCAAGUAGGUUAGAUCUGAUUCCUGACUGAAAGAUAUGUUACUCAGAAUUAUGAUGUGUGUGUUGGGAAUGGGGAAGAUCAUUAACAGGAAGUUAAAAAAAAAGUCCUUAGAAGAUAGGGGAUGACUUAAGUAGCGCAGUAUUAAAGAAGAUCUGGCAACCGACUCAGAUGGCAAGGCCACAAAGAAUUAAUGAAAACAUUAAUAAUGUUAGUAAAAUUAGAGGAAGUGGAAUCUAGGUUAGGAAAAAAAGAAUAAACUAGGCAGAAGUAGUUCCUUCUACAAUUUUCCCUGGACUGUUUGAGUUAACCUUUCAUUCAUCACAUGGUAUGGUAGAAAGAACACUGAACAUGGAGGCAAGUUACCUAGAUUUGAGUCUCUGCUAAUUAGUUUUUUAUUUAGUUUCCUCUAAUAUAAAGUAAGGAUAAUAAUAGUAGCCACUUCCCAGGAUUGUUGUAAGAAUCAAUAUUUGAUAAAUUAUAUUCAUAAAAACAUAUGGAAAAUGUUAACACAGCACUUGACAUAUGCUAUUGUUCAGUCAUUCAGUAGUGUCCAACUCUUUGUCAUCUCAUUUGGGGUUUUCUUGGCAAAGAUACUGGAGUGACUUGCCAGUUGCUUCUUUGGUUUUUUUCAGAUGAGGAAACUGAGGCAGAUAGAAUUAAAUUACUUGCCCAGGGUCACAGAGUUAAUAAGUGAUUGAAGCCAGACUUGAACUAUGGAAGUCUUUUCUUACUCUCUCCAAUGUGACAUCAAGCUGCCCCUCAGGCAAAACAGUAGGUGCUAUGCAAAUGCUUACUCUAUUUCAGUUCCCUCAUACCCCACAUUGCAUGUUCUUCUGUAAAUCACUUAGCCUCAGCUACCUCAUCUGUACUAGACAUAAUAGACAAUAAGUUGUACUACCUCAUCUAGGAUGGUUGUGAGAAUCAAAUGAGAUAUAAAAUGAAAUGCUAUUAUGCUAUUGGUGAAAUUUAUGCUUUACUGAAACUUCUGCACAAAAUGCAUUCUUUUUGGACAGUUAUCUUGGUGAGAGGAAGGAAUUUGCAUCCCUGUUCCCAGGGCUCAGAUAAUCUUCUUAGCACUAAUGUUCAGUAAGAAACAGUUAGGACUUGGGUAGAUACUUUUAGUAACAUAUUAAGCUUCUGAGGUUUGUGGAAAGAUCGGGAAGAAGAGCUUCAUUUCACUUGCUAUUUCACCUUAAUUAUAUUGUUUUGUUAGUGGCCUUUUUUGGGAAUUGUAUCAGAGAAUGGGAGGGUAGAAAAGUUUCAAGUAUGUGUGGGCUUAGAGUUUAUGAUGGACAUUUCUUUGCAACUAAUACUUUGAUUCAAUUCAGCAAAAAUAUUUUAAAACUUUGCAGUGUAAGGAGUGGUUUUCAAUUUUUUGAUGUUAAUAUAUAGAUAUACAAAUAAUACUUUUUGAUGUGUAGUUCUAACUGUAUGCUGGGAUAGGACUUUGUAAGUGAAUGAAGAAAUGAAAAAAAAAUUUAAAUCACUUUUUUAUGUGCAGGUCCUUUUUAAGAUUUUGGGGAUACAACCACGAUAGCAUUUAUACAGCACUUUAAGGUUUACAAAGUGCUUUACAAUAUUUUCUUAUUUUUUCCUCACAACUCUUAUUUUUCCCAUCUUUCAGAUGAGGAAACUGAGUCUUUUAAAGGUUAAAUGAUUGGCUCAGAGUCACAGAACUAGUGCUGAGAUCUUCCAAACUACAGAUCCAGCACUAUCUAGGGGAACCUUAGGGAGGGGUUUGUAAGACACUAGAGUUUGAGGCCUUUAGGGAAUUUAGGGAAAGAUAAAACCUAUAUGGGAGGGGUAGUCAGGGAAGGGAGUGUCUGAGCAUUACUGGGAUGGUGAAUUGAUCAGUUCUUUUCAGGAAUCUUGUUAGUGUGAUAAUAUUUGUUUUGAUUACUGAAUUCAGAGCCAGCAGUGGAUGGCUGGAGGGGCUGUGGAGCAUUAUAGCAUCUGGUGAUUUGGGGAAGGCUGGUAGAGCUGGUGCAGCUCACUCCUUAGUUUAUAUGGUUAGGCCCCAGGGUUGCAAUUCCAAAGAUAAGUGGAUUAAUAUCCCCUGGGCCAGAGGAACAUUUUUUUUCUGGUGUUUAGUCCAGAUGUACUGCUCCAGGUGGAGAGAAACAUUAGGAGAGGAUGGUCAAGGUGGAUGGCUGGAAGGGAUGUGAAGCAUGUUCCAUGACAGUGUACAAAUACACAUUUGCUGUGUUUUCUAUGGAAGUUGCUCUCCAAAUUUUUUUUUUUCCCACAGAUGAUCUGUAACUCUAAAGUAUCAUACUUACUAUAUUUCUUUCUACUUCUGGGUAUGAUAACCAGUGUUCUUUGGGUCAUUAGGCUCUAAAGAAGAUCCAGCAUUAUAGAGAGUUCACUUUCAAUUAAUUUCUAAGUCAUAUGGAUUACAUCUCCAUGAUGUCUGUCAAAAUUAUUUUCUAUCAUUAUUACCCCCAUUCCAGUGUACUAGCCCUUGAUACAGCUAAUAAAUGUAAAUUCCUUGAGAGCAGGGAAAGUUUAUCAUUCUUUUCUCUAUUCUCAGUACCAGUACCUAGUACUUAGUAAUUGCUGAAUAAAUGCUUAUUAAAUUUUUUUCUGAACUACAGAAGUAGGCUCUUAUUAGGUUUUCAUUAGUUUCUUUACCCCCUACUACAUUCUAUUCAUUAUUCAGAAAUUAAUAUCCCUAAAGCAUAAUUUAGGUCCUGCUAAUCCCUUGUUAAAAUUUUUUUGAAUGGCUCUCUCAGAAUAAGCUCAAACUUCUCAACCUGGCAUUCAAGGCUCCCCAGUAUCUUUUUUUAGUCUUCCCUAAAAAAAAAAAAAAAAAAAAAAAAAAAAAAAAAAAAAAAAAAAAGCAAUUUAUCAUUUCUUGAACCUGCUUCUCUCUUUCUGGUGAAUUAACUCUUGUUGUUCUCUUUGCUUGAAAUGAUUCACUCCCUCCAUAUUUCUUUAAGGUCGAGUUUAAAUAUGCUCCCUCUUCCAUGAAGUAUCCCCCCAACUCCUUCAAUUGUAUAUUGUCUCACUUUCUCUAAUUUGAAACUUUAACACUUGACAUAUUCCGUCUCAUGCUCUUGUUAUUUGUAUAUCUGCAUUAUCACGUUCCCACUGCUCUCAGACUGUAAAUUUUGUCAGUCAUCUUCAUUGACCAACCUUAAAACAUAAUUUCUUAUACACAGUAGGCACUCAAUACUUAUCAGUCAAUAAACAUUAAGUAACUACUAUGUACCAAGCAACACCAAAAAAAAGGGCAAAAGACCUGCCUUCUAGGAGGAGCUCAAAAUCUCACGGGAUAAGAUAAGUAAAAAAAUAGAUAUAUAGGCUGUGUAACAAGAUAAUUAAGAGAGAGGAAUUACUGGAAGCUUCCUGUAUUCAGUUGGGAUUUUACUUGAGACCUGAAGCAAACCAGUAGGUAGAAGAGGUAGCACAUUCCAGGCUCAUGGGGGAGAGCCAGAGAAAAUGCAGAGGUGGAGGGAGGGUAGUGUUCCUGGAACAAUAAAUCACUGUGUUGAAGAGUUUAUAUUGGGAAGAAUGAGGGAGGAAGGAAGGUGCCAAAAUGUUCUACACCAUUUUGUAUUUGAUUCUAGAGGCAAAGGGAGUCACUGGAAUUUAUCGACUCCAGGUUGAUAUGGUCAGACCUACCCUUUAGGAAAAUCACUUUGGUGGCUGAAUGGAGGAUGGAUAGAGACUGGAGACAGGCACACUCACAAGCAGGAUACAGCAAUAGUUCAGAAGUGUGAUACUGGCCUACAGCAAAGUGAUUGGCAGUAUCAGAGGAAAGAUGGCCCAAUGAAGAUAUGUUGCAAAGAUGAAAUUGACAGGCCUUGGCAACAGAUUGAAUGGAUACUAUUCAUGAAUUGUAUCAAGUAUUCUCCUGUAGCCUUGCCAUUUCUAUGUAACUGUAAGCAAAACUUAUUUUACUGUGCCCCUUAUAAACUCCCAUCCAUCUCAUUUCCUACCCUCCUCCCAAAAGGCUUUUUCUUUACUGUCUUAGUAUGAGUUAUACAAAUCUUCUCCUAUUGGGAAAAUCUGAGGGAUCUUUCAAAUUCUAUUCUUUAUUGGUCCUGGAACUAUGGAAUCAGAUUUUGGAGCUGAAAAGGACAGUAGAGGUCAUUUAGUCCAUCCCCUCAUUUUUUCCAGUUGAGAAAACUACGAGAGGUUGAAUUGAAUUGACUAGGACUUAUUAGCUUGUACCCUUAUGGCAAAAGUAGUUGCUAGGGAUAGUUGCAAAAAGGUCUCAGCCUUGAUAUAUCGAAAAACUUCCUAACAAUUAGAUCUGUUCUAAGGUAGAAUGAACUUUCUUUCCAGAGAUCGUCAGUGGUAAAGGCGGACUAUUUGGUUGGAUUCUUACACGUGGCCCCGCUAUCCCUGAAAUGAACAAGAAUUUUUCAUUUUUAAACAUGCAAACCCAUGAACACUUUUUUGAUUAGUAAGGAAAGAACGUGGGAAUUCAUUCCUGACCUAGAGCGGGAAGACUCGAAGCUGGCUCCCUCUUUUGGUCAUGAAUGGCGGUUGGAGGGUGGUCUAGUGGUCCCGGUCCUCAGUCUCCUCGGGCUAUUUUUUGCUUAAAAGAACAAUAGUUCAGCUUCUGCCCGGGCGAUAGUUCCAAGUUCGGAGUACCUUGGCCGAGUCCCAACUCUGCUUCCUUCCGUGCAGCUACAUUCCUGGAGGGUUCCAGGCGUGCCUAGAACCCCGGGCUCCCCACGACUCUCCUUCCUCUCUCUCCCCGCCCCCAGAAACGCCUCCGUGGCUCGGGCCCGAGGGCUGGGCAUGCUCAGUAAGCAAGGGCAGAUGUGAGCGCCGCUGGCCGGCCUGGGGUUCCUCGGCUCCGGCUUCUUGUGGUGCCCCAGCCCCCUUCUCCUCCCAACAGGGAGACUGGUUAAGUUGGGCACAGAGGACCCCUCCAGAGCAAGAGAAGGAGGUAACUCUCGGGGGUGGGCCGCUUGGGUCCGAAUCCUUUCCUUCGUGAAGCCGCGGUCUCGGCUGGACGGGGCGUGAGCGACGAGGCCGGCCUGCCCCGGCUGGCAUGGCGCCGGUUGCCGGGAGAGACGGGUGGUAGCUGGGGCAGAGGAAGGAACCUGGGGUCGCUUCGGCCCCGACCGCUCCGCGGAGCCCCCCUCAGCUUUCGGCUCCCUCACCCGGGAGGCCCCGGGCCGAGCGGCCGACGCCGAACGACUCCGGGACUUUUGUCCAAGUUGAAUCCCCUCCCCCUGGGCCGGGCCUGCGCCGCCGGCCCCCGCCCCCGGCCCCGCUCGCUCGCUCGCUCCCGGGAGAUGUUUAUUUGGGCAGCGGCGUGAGAGGAGCGAGCUGCGGCCGACCUGGAACUGCAGCUUCUGCCUUAAGAGUGAGAAGCCUCGCUUGGCGCGGGAGAGACGCACAAAAUGUCCGCCAGAACUGCGGCCGCCAAGAGUACAACAAUGGAGGAAACAGCUAUAUGGGAACAACACACAGUGACGCUUCACAGGGCUCCUGGAUUUGGGUUUGGAAUUGCAAUAUCAGGAGGAAGAGAUAAUCCUCAUUUUCAGAGUGGUGAAACCUCAAUAGUUAUUUCUGAUGUGUUGAAAGGAGGUCCAGCUGAAGGACAACUUCAGGAAAAUGAUCGCGUUGCAAUGGUUAAUGGUGUUUCCAUGGACAAUGUGGAACAUGCUUUUGCAGUUCAACAAUUAAGGAAAAGUGGAAAAAAUGCAAAAAUUACUAUUCGAAGAAAGAAAAAAGUUCAGAUACCAGUUACCCGUCCAGAUCCUGAGCCAGUAUCUGAAAAUGAAGAGGACAGUUAUGAUGAAGAUGUACAUGAUUCAAGAGGUACACGAAGUGGUCCAGUUGUUGGUAGAAGGAGCGAAAAGAGUUGGGUGAGAGAUCGAAGUGCAAGUCGAGAAAGAAGUUUGUCUCCUCGAUCAGACAGGAGAUCUGUUGCUUCUAGUCAACCUGCAAAACCUACCAAAGUAACAUUGGUGAAGUCUAGAAAAAAUGAAGAAUAUGGACUUCGUUUAGCCAGUCAUAUAUUUGUAAAAGAAAUAUCACAAGACAGUUUGGCAGCAAGAGAUGGCAAUAUCCAAGAAGGUGAUGUUGUAUUGAAGAUAAAUGGGACUGUGACAGAAAAUAUGUCAUUGACAGAUGCAAAGACAUUAAUAGAAAGGUCCAAAGGCAAAUUGAAAAUGGUUGUACAGAGAGAUGAGCGAGCUACGCUUUUGAAUGUCCCUGAUCUUUCUGAUAGUAUUCACUCAGCUAAUGCAUCUGAAAGAGAUGACAUUUCAGAAAUUCAGUCGCUGGCAUCAGACCAUUCUAAUCGAUCACAUGACAGACCCCGCCGCAGCCGUUCACGCUCUCCUGACCAGAGGUCAGAGCCUUCAGAUCAUUCCAGGCAUUCUCCACAGCAACCCAGCAAUGGCAGUCUCCGGAGCAGAGAAGAAGAGAAGAAUUCCAAACCUGGAGCAAUCUCUACACCUGUAAAAAGCAUAGAUGAUCUCAUGCCUACUAAAAUCAUAGAAGAAGCUGUAGUUGAAAGGAAUGAAAAACAACCCCCUGCUCUUCCAGAACCAAAACCUGUGUAUGCUCAAGUUGGGCAGCCAGAUGUGGAUUUACCUGUUAGUCCUUCUGAUGGUCUUCUACCCAAUUCAACCCAUGAAGAUGGAAUGCUUCGGCCAAGCAUGAAACUAGUAAAAUUCAGAAAAGGAGACAGUGUGGGUUUACGUUUGGCCGGUGGUAAUGAUGUAGGAAUUUUUGUAGCUGGAGUUCUGGAAGACAGUCCUGCUGCUAAAGAAGGCUUAGAAGAAGGUGACCAAAUUCUCAGGGUAAACAAUGUAGAUUUCACAAAUAUCAUCCGAGAAGAAGCUGUGCUUUUUUUGCUUGACCUCCCUAAAGGAGAAGAAGUGACAAUCUUGGCACAGAAAAAGAAGGAUGUUUAUCGUCGCAUUGUAGAAUCAGAUGUAGGAGAUUCUUUUUAUAUUAGAACACACUUCGAAUAUGAAAAGGAAUCUCCUUAUGGGCUUAGUUUCAACAAAGGAGAAGUGUUCCGUGUAGUGGAUACCUUAUACAAUGGAAAAUUGGGUUCUUGGCUGGCUAUACGAAUUGGCAAAAAUCACAAGGAGGUAGAAAGAGGCAUCAUUCCUAAUAAGAACAGAGCUGAGCAGCUAGCCAGUGUUCAGUAUACACUUCCAAAGACAGCAGGAGGAGAUCGUGCUGACUUUUGGAGAUUCCGAGGUCUUCGUAGCUCUAAAAGAAAUUUACGUAAAAGCAGAGAGGAUCUCUCUGCUCAACCAUUUCAGACUAAGUUUCCUGCUUAUGAAAGAGUUGUUCUUCGAGAAGCUGGAUUUCUCAGACCUGUAACUAUCUUUGGACCAAUUGCUGAUGUUGCAAGAGAGAAACUAGCAAGAGAAGAACCAGAUAUUUAUCAAGUGGCAAAAAGUGAACCUAGAGAUGCUGGCACUGACCAACGGAGCUCUGGAAUUAUACGACUUCACACUAUUAAACAAAUUAUUGAUCGGGAUAAACAUGCUUUAUUAGAUGUAACACCAAAUGCUGUUGACCGUCUAAAUUAUGCACAGUGGUAUCCUAUUGUGGUAUUCCUCAACCCUGAUUCUAAGCAGGGUGUUAAAACAAUGAGAAUGCGAUUGUGUCCAGAAUCACGUAAGAGUGCCAGAAAAUUAUAUGAACGGUCUCAUAAGCUUCGUAAAAAUAAUCAUCAUCUUUUUACAACUACUAUUAAUUUAAAUUCAAUGAAUGACGGUUGGUAUGGAGCACUGAAAGAAGCUAUUCAGCAACAGCAGAACCAGCUGGUUUGGGUUUCAGAGGGAAAGGCGGAUGGUGCUACAAGUGAUGACCUUGAUUUGCAUGAUGAUCGUCUAUCCUACCUGUCAGCUCCAGGUAGUGAAUACUCAAUGUAUAGCACGGACAGUAGACACACUUCUGACUAUGAAGACACAGAUACAGAAGGUGGGGCCUACACUGAUCAAGAACUAGAUGAAACUCUUAAUGAUGAGGUUGGGACUCCCCCGGAGUCUGCAAUUACACGGUCCUCUGAACCUGUAAGAGAGGACUCCUCUGGAAUGCAUCAUGAAAGCCAAACAUACCCUUCUUAUUCACCACAAGCGCAGCCACAACCAAUUCAUAGAAUAGACUCCCCAGGAUUUAAAACAGCCUCUCAACAGAAAGCAGAAGUCUCAUCUGCAGUCCCUUACCCUUCGUCUGAAACACACCCUGCAUCAACCUCUGCUGUUAAUCCUAAUGUAAAUCUAACUAAUAUCCAACUGGAGGAGCCAGUCCCAGCUCCUUACAACUCCUAUCAGCCACAAGCGGGCCCCUUAACACCACCAAGUACUGAGACAUCUCAAAUAGUGCUAAGAGAUCAAGAACCAUCAUUGUCGUCGCAUGUAGACCCGGCAAAGGUAUAUAAAAAGGAACAAUAUACUGAAGAACCAUCAAGACAAAAUUAUGUUAUGAAACAGUUGCCUGUUAACCACCCAGUGCAGAGACAAGAGAAAGAGUCUAAUUUAAGCUAUGAACCUCAACCACCUUAUGCAGAAAAACAAUCUAGCAGAGAUAUUGAACCACCUGCAUUCAAGUAUGAGUCUACUAACUAUGCAGAUCAGUUGUCUCGAAGCUAUGACCCUCGCUUGCAUUAUGAUGAUCAUCGUACACCUUCUUAUGAAGACCAGUGGUCAUAUUUUGAUGACAAACAGCCUUACCAACCACGGUCUUCCUUUGAUAAUCAGCACCCUCGAGACUUUGACUCUAGACAGCAUGCUGAUGAGGCUUCAGAACGUCCUUACUUUCCAGUACAACCCCGUUUUGAAGAACCAACCCCAGUAUCUUACGACAGUAGAUCACGAUAUGAACAACCCCCUAAAAACUCUAACCUCCGCUAUGAAGAACAGCCAACUUCUGGUUAUGAUAUUCAUGGUAGAUAUAAAUCAGAAGCCCAGCCUUACUCAUCAGCAAUGUCCAAGUCUUCUGAAACUAAACAGUAUUUUGAUCAGUACUCUCGAAAUUAUGAACAAGUACCACCACAAGGAUUUAAUGCUAAAGUUGGGCAUUAUGAGCCUUCUUCCCAUGGGUCUACAGGUGUUCCUUCUCUAAUACCUUCAUCUCAAAAGACCGAGGUGCUGCCUUCAAACACCAAACCACUUCCACCACCACCCACUAUAAUUGAAGAUGAGGAAGAUCCAGCAAUGAAGCCACAGUCUGUGCUUACCAGAGUCAAAAUGUUUGAAAACAAAAGGUCAGCAUCAUUAGAAAGUAAGAAGGACAUUAAUGAUACAGCUACUGUUAUUAAGCCCCCAGAAAUAGCACCUAAACCUGCAGUUGCUCCCAUCAGUGGUCCUAAAUCUACUUCUCAAAAUCAGUUCAGUGAACAUGAUAAAACACUCUACAGGUCCCCAGAACCACAGAAACCUCAGGUGAAGGCACCUGAAGAUAUUGUUCGUUCAAAUCAUUAUGAUCCUGAGGAAGAUGAGGAAUACUAUCGAAAGCAACUUUCAUAUUUUGAUCGAAGAAAUUUUGAAAACAAACCUUCAGCACAAGUUCCUGCUGGCCAUCUUGUAGAAUCUGUCAAACCAAUUCAUUCUUCAAAUCAACUCGGUUUUUCUAGUUACUCUAAGGGAAAACCUAUUGAAACUGAUAUUAUGGAUAGAUCUUUUGGUGAAAAACGCUAUGAAUCAACUCAAGUUACUCCUCCACCACCUCCACCUCUUUCACAAUAUAGCCAACCUUCUCAGCCUGUUACCAACUCUUCACUAUCUCUUCAUACACAUCCCAAGGGACUCCUUUCUGAAGGGAACUCAUUGUCAUUGGACUUUCAGAAUUCUAUAGUGUCUAAGCCAGACCCACCUCCAUCUCAAAAUAAGCCACUAACGUUCCGAUCUUCAAACCGAGAAGAUACUGUUCAGUCUACUUUCUAUCCUCAAAAAAGUUUUCCUGACAAAGGCCCAGUUAAUGGAACUGAACAAACUCAGAAAACAGUUACUCCUGCAUACAACCGAUUUACACCAAAACCUUACACGAGCUCUGCCAGACCAUUUGAACGAAAAUUUGAAAGUCCUAAAUUCAAUCACAAUCUGCUGCCAAAUGAAACUCAUCAUAAACUGGAGUUGUCACCUAAGGCUCCAAAUUCCCCUAAAACAUUUUUGAAAGCACACAGUUCAUCACAACCUCCUGAGUUUGAUAGUGGAGUAGAGACAUUCUCCGUUCAGACAGAUAGGCCCAAAUAUCAACCAAAUAAUAUUAGUACAGUGCCUAAAGCCAUUCCUGUGAGUCCUUCAGCUUUGGAAGAUGACGAGGAUGAAGAUGGUCACACUGUUGUAGCCACAGCGAGAGGAAUUUUUAAUAGCAAUGGUGGUGUCUUAAGUUCCAUAGAAACUGGAGUUAGUAUAAUUAUUCCACAAGGAGCCAUCCCUGAAGGAAUUGAGCAAGAAAUCUAUUUCAAAGUCUGCCGAGACAAUAGCAUCUUACCACCUUUAGAUAAAGAAAAAGGUGAAACGCUGCUCAGUCCUUUAGUUAUGUGUGGGCCCCAUGGACUAAAAUUCCUGAAGCCAGUGGAGCUACGCUUACCACAUUGUGCGUCUAUGACUCCUGAUGGUUGGUCUUUUGCUCUAAAAUCAUCCGACUCCUCGUCGGGUGAUCCUAAGACCUGGCAGAACAAGUCUCUUCCUGGAGAUCCAAAUUAUCUUGUUGGAGCAAAUUGUGUUUCUGUCUUGAUUGACCAUUUUUAAUACUUAAAAGUAGAAACUUGAUUAAAUAAUGUGAAACUGGGUUAGACUUACUGAAUUUUAAGUGGAACCACUCUAUCAAGUAUUAUGCUGUUCAUAGAAUUGAUGAUGGGACUCCUUAAUAUUAAGCAUUUUAUUUCAGCUUAUGAUGGUUAAGCAAGUACACCCUUGAACCACAGUCAAAAACAUGCCAUAGGACUGAGAUUUUGAUGGAAAAUUGGUAUUGACUGAGGGCAGGCGUGGGUGUGGGUAUUCUGAAUGCAUUUUAGUUUUGAAUUGGUUUUUGUAUUUUUUAAGGGCACUGGGAACUUUACAUUGGUAGAUUUCCGUUAAGUUACCAACCAGUGAAGGGAGGAAGCAUUUUGGGCUGUAUUCUUUUUUAACUACACUGUUGUUUCUAGCAUUUUGGCCAGGGUUUGACAGACACAUAGUUUAUUUUAAUUUGCACAGGAUAUAUACACAUAUAUGCACAUGUGUGUAUAUACACACAGACACACACAUGCAUAUUCCCUCUUUAAGUGCAAAUACAUCUGGAGCAAACAUCCAGUCCAGUGGGAUUUGUAGCAAUUACAGCUAGGGUAAUUUGACAAAUUGACAUUGACUCACUGUGUUGGUUGUGAGAAAAAUUCAAGUUUUUCUUGAGAUGGACAUAGAGCAAAUGAGACUGGAUCAAUGGCCUAUUUGAAUCUAUAAAUUAACCACAUUACUACAAACAUAUUAACCAGCAGGGAUGCCUUACCCUUAAUUUUUUUAUAGUUUUAGAUCAUCUUAGUUCUGUAUGGCUAAGUUUUUGUAUGGCUUUUGUGCUUAUCUGUAUAAUAUAUCAUGAGAAAGAUUGGAGGGAAAUGAUUGUGAACUUGUUGGUUUGAAACAAAAUGUGAUCAAAAUAGAACCAGAAGAAAAUAAUGGUAUAGGAUUGGGGUUUUUUUUGCCCUUGGGGUGGGGAGGGUUUGCUAUGCAUUUGAAAAUUUAUAGUUGUUAUAAGAAUGCUUGUACAUAAUGCGUGCAUACCCUUUUGUUCUUGGUUUGUAAAUUAACUUUUAUAAACUUUACCUUUUUAUAUAUACAUAUAUAUAUAUAAAACAAGUUUCAUAAAAGAUAUCUUUGUAUUCUCUCCUAUACCUUUUGAGCCUUGAACUUUGACAUCUUGCAGCAAUAAAGCAGCAGCAUUUCUAUGAUAAAAAUACAAGGACAUUUUUUAGAACAAGAAUGCAGAGUUGUUACAUUUUUAAGUGCUGCAUUUGAAAGAUGCAUUACUCAAAAUUCUCUAGUUUGGUUAAAUUCUUGAAAAGUAUCCCUACUGUAAUUUGUGAUACAGAUGCUGUUAUUAUGUGCCCUAAAAUGUAUUUUUUUACUAAUAGACAAUUUAUUAUGGCACAUCAGCACUAUUUGUUUAGAAUGAUAUACCACUGCAUUCUGUUAAUCAAUUAUAUUAGCUCUUCAGGUGUGGCUGUUUUUUUUUUUUUCCUUUGCAGUUAUUAAAAAAUUCAAAUUUCUAAAUAAGCAGAAUAAAACUUUUUAAAAUAAUAAAA